Pipra filicauda (Wire-tailed manakin) is the source of this 1194-nucleotide messenger RNA. Its product is annotated as transmembrane emp24 domain-containing protein 11-like. The coding region runs from base 82 to 735 and encodes 217 amino acids. NCBI's taxonomy places the organism in Eukaryota, Metazoa, Chordata, Aves, Passeriformes, Pipridae. The transcript is spliced from 5 exons. Gene Ontology annotation, cellular component: Golgi apparatus; endoplasmic reticulum-Golgi intermediate compartment; endoplasmic reticulum. The record is from RefSeq and is a predicted model, not a curated record. Gene Ontology annotation, biological process: endoplasmic reticulum to Golgi vesicle-mediated transport; intracellular protein transport; Golgi organization.
GGAACAACCACAGGACUACAGGCAUUUGUAUGUAACUAUUUCUCUUCAGUAGCAGUACAGCAGGGAUAUAAAAAAAAAACCAUGAAAAGCCAAUUAAUAGGAUUAUUUAUGAACUUCUGGAUUUCUUUUUCACUUGCUUUGUAUUUUCACAUUGGAGAAAGAGAAGAGAAAUGUAUAAUUGAAGAUCUUCCCAGCGACACGUUGGUAUUUGGGAAUUACAAAGUACAACGCUGGGAUAUACAUAAACACCAUUUUCUUGAAUCUGCUCCUGGUUUGGGAAUGUAUGUGACUGUCUCAACUCCUUCUGGUGAGGUACUAUUGUCAAAACUGUAUGGGCCACAAGGAACAUUUUCUUUUACAUCCUAUCUCUCUGGGGAGCAUGUAAUCUGUUUCCAGUCAAACUCGACAAGACUUCUGGCAAUUGCAGGAAGUAAACUGCGUAUGCAUUUGGACAUUAGAGUUGGAGAGCAUUUUUUUGAUGAAUCUGCUGUUCAAGCCAAAGAAACAGUGGAUGAAGUUCAUAUCAGACUAGAACAUCUAAUUGAGCAAAUUCACCAUGUAUCCAAAGAACAAGACUAUGAAAGAGAACGUGAAGAAAAAUUUCGAAAGACAAGUGAGGAAACCAACAGCAAUAUUUUGUGGUGGGCUAUACUACAAACACUGAUCCUCGUCUCCGUUGGAAUCUGGCAAAUCAAAUCUCUCAGAGAUUUCUUCAUAGCUAAGAAGCUUGUUUAAAUUCUAUUAAGUAAAUGCACAGAUUCAGAAAUUGCACAUCAUGUAACACUGAACACCAUAAGAAACCUUGCAACUAAAAGAAAAUUGGUUGCAUAGAACUCUCGAGCUUCUCUCAUCUUCUACUCUGAUUCUAACUCUGGUUUCUCCAUCUGUCUCACAACCUUUUAUACCCCCUUACAUUUUAUUCCUUUAAUCCAAUUUUUUAUUAGGUUUUUUCCUCCUAUACAGAUGUAAAGCUAAAUCUAGAAGAAAGAUUCAGUGACUAAGGCAGCAUUUAAGUCCAGCUCAGGAUCGUUACAUCUAAAAUAGAAAUCUAAAAAAAAAAGUUUCCUAGGAUUUAAAAUUUCUCUACUUGCUUAGUGAUGUUACUUGGUACUACCAGAAAGAGUUCAGCACUUCAGACUGACCAUGAUUCAGACAGUAGGCAGAGAAAUAACCCAUAUCCCCUGUGGUGAUUAA